AGGAGGAGAGGCGUUGUGGGCGCAGCAUCCUCUGAUACAAAGGAGCCAAGCGACAAUGGCCGAUAUAUCACUGUAUCUCACCAACGUUCAUGUGUCGAUAGGGCAAAGCAUGGAUGCCGGGCAGUGUCAGAGCCCAAGCCAGGGCAAGGACUUUGAGAGCGUGGAGCUGGGGGAGCUGGAGAAGAGAGAGGAAGAGGAGCAGGAGCAGCAGCAGAGGGAGAAGGCUCCUCGCCGGAUCAUCCAUUUCUCCAGCGGGGAGACCAUGGAGGAGUACAGCACGGAUGAGGAGGAGGCUGAGGACCGGGAGCCCGAGAAGAAAGACCUGUUGGCCGCCCCGGUUGAUGCGGUGAGGUCAAAGAUGACCUGGGGUCCGUUCUUUUGGUUCCACAUGUGGAGAGUUGCCACGUCAACCAUCUCAGCCUGUGACUACCUGGGGGAGAGGAUGGCCUCCCUCUUUGGCAUCACCUCAGCCAAGUAUCAGUACGCCAUUGACGAAUAUUACAGGAUGAAGAAAGAGAAGGAGGAAGAGAACGAGGAAAACCGUCUAUCAGAAGAGGCGGAACGAUGCUUUGACAAAUUACAAUCUCAGGAGGGCGAGGACGAGCUGAUCACUGCGACACACCGGCCUGAGGUCGCCGCCCCCGACCCCGAUGUGACCUAUGAGAUCGAGACUGAAGAUCAGGCACCCUCGGCUACCAUCAGAGUCCCGGCUAUCGUCACAGCAACCUAAGCCAUCCAGAGAGAUAGACGUUCACACUUUAAUAAUAUAAUGUUUUUUUGUACUUGUUAAAGAAGGAACACCACCUUGUUUCACCAAACACUGUUUGGUUUUGUGCAAGACACGGCUUUAGAAGGGCAGUGCUACUGUAUUGUGGUUGCAUGGCAAGGACAACAGUGGUGGAGUAACUUUUUUGUCUAUCAAGUGUCCCUCUGCUGCAGUGUAGCAACUGAUAAUGUCAUAAAUCGCUGGGUAAUGUUAAUAACCCUUAUAAUUAUUAGCCGACAUUAUAAGGGGCAUGACAUCACUACAAUACCAGUAUGAAAACUUUAUUACAGUAUUCGCAAAUUUAUUACAGUAAUAGAUUUUAUUACAUUUUUGACCCAUUUAGAGGAACAUUUUAUUACAUUUUGGCAGAGUAUUACAUAGUCCAGCAGAAAAUGCUUUAUCAGUUGCUACAAGCAGCUUUCCGUUGAUUAAAAUGUUCCCUGUGGAGUGAAGAUUUAAUGCUCCACCCCCGUGCCUCAGAUGGACCGGACACUGUGCCUACAUCACCAAUACAGCCAUCUCAGUGCCAGGCCUGCAUCUAAUAUAUAUUUGAAAAUGAUUUCAAAUGUUUGGAGUCUUGGAUCCAACUUAACAGGGGCUUGAGCUCCUUCGAAAUUGGGCAAAUGGCAUGCAUCAAGAGCCUGAGCAGGUUUUUAUCAAACAUUUGAUGCAUUUUCAGCAACUAUUUUGCCCAGUUAUGGUCAAAAUGGUGCCCUCUAAAAGCCUGUGGCUGCACCAAAGAGCUGAGCAUUUUAACACUGAUAUGUCCUUCACCUGUUUAUUUGCUGUUCAUAUUAAUGCCUAUAAAGCUUGUGUCACACUAAAUGUUUUUUGUGGACAGCACUGCAGACACCUUUUAGCCUUAUGGACUCAUUGGUUGUCAAAUCAUUCCUGGACCAUGGGACUGAGUUGAAAAGUAAUGAAAAAAAAAAAAGGUUUAAGUUUUCUAUGUUCUUUUUAUAUGCCUUUUCUACUACAGACACAAACCGUCAUUAUAGUAGACAAGGUAUGUAAGCCUUUGAUAAUGGCAGGGAGCAUUGUAGGUCAGUGUAACAAAAUGUAAACUUACAAUUGUAAUUGUUUUUAGAACAAUUUUUUAAUAUUUGUGUAUUUAUUUCAAAGAACUGAUUGAGCACUUAUUUUAAACAUUUUUUCUAUGGUUUUGGUAACACACU
This is a messenger RNA of Myripristis murdjan (pinecone soldierfish), 1941 nucleotides long. Its product is annotated as protein FAM177A1-like. The record is from RefSeq and is a predicted model, not a curated record. Lineage: Eukaryota; Metazoa; Chordata; Actinopteri; Holocentriformes; Holocentridae. The coding region runs from base 56 to 730 and encodes 224 amino acids. The transcript is spliced from 5 exons.